Molecule: messenger RNA, 2953 nt
Organism: Priapulus caudatus
Lineage: Eukaryota; Metazoa; Priapulida; Priapulimorpha; Priapulimorphida; Priapulidae
Product: myelin regulatory factor-like
Biological process (GO): positive regulation of DNA-templated transcription; protein autoprocessing
Cellular component (GO): nucleus; endoplasmic reticulum membrane
Molecular function (GO): DNA-binding transcription factor activity; sequence-specific DNA binding
Source: RefSeq, a predicted model, not a curated record
CUAAAGGUCUGCAGAUGGGGCAUAUGCUGCCACCUGUCCUGUGCCAUCACGCAGCUAUUCAUAUUUUGACACGAUUGAGCGACCGUUCGCUCGGCUGCAGUGCGUGCGAGUAAAAGUCAUCAUUAUUCCUCAACCACUGCUGGAUGCUGAAGUCACGAUGUAUAAUUUAUUUUGCGUGGUAGCUAGCGCCGCGUGGUGUCUGUGCCCUGUACUACAAUAUUGAUCAAUUAAUCGGCAUAACUGCACCGAGGAUCAACGAAGAACUCUUGCUACUUGGAACUAUCGAAGAGCAGAGCGAGCUCUCGCGCGCGGCGGUCAAAAAUGUACGGAGAAGCUGAGAGACGCCCCUGAGCGAAACGUCGGCCUCGUCGCGGAUGUGAUGCAAAGCUGCGAGGUCACGUGACUCGACAUUAGACAGGUGGUUAUCGCCAAAGUUAGUUACGUCGAGUUUCGAAGUUGUAUCUUUCGUGCAAAAUACCAUGUUAACGGAUACGUAACGCGAUCGGAAGAAAUCAGGAUGGAAGUAUUAGGAGAGGAUCAAGCUUUACAGGCCGUAUUCGGGCGAGCGAGCGACUUACACGGGAUUGAGAACGAGGCUAUAGACUUCACGCAGCUAGAAGAUUACCUGAACAGCGACACGGAGAACUUUAAUUUCGAGACGUUCGCGAAUGGUAGUGGCGAGGACCAUGAUCAUCACCAACAUCAUCAACAUCACAGCCACGGUCACUGCCACAACCAAAACCAGAACCAAAGCCAUGGCAAGAUACCGAACUCUACCCUGCCGCAGAGUAACCACUGCAACAAGGCACGGCAGCACGGAGAGGAGCGCCACCUAGCGAACAGCCACCACGGAGAGCAGCGCCACCUGCAGCAGAACCAGCACGGAGAGGAGCGCCACCUACCGCAGUCGCAACACGGAGAGGAGCGCCACCUACCACACUCACAGCACUCAGAGGAGCGCCACCUACCACACUCGCAACACGGAGAGGAGCGCCACCUACCACACACGGAGCACGCAGAGGAGCGCCACCUAGUGCACACGCAGCAGCACACGCCCGACCGACUCUCUGACUACAGUGACGCGAUGUCUUUCAAAAACUCUGUCCAUUAUGCGAAAGGGUCACUGCCGGAAAGUCCGCCGGAAUCAGAACCAUACUCACCUCCUGAAAAUAACGGCAAGCAGUCGACAAUAAGCAGCAUAUCGAGUACGGUGCCGCCUGCUAACUACUCGCAGCCGUCGCUGUACGAACACAUGAAGCAGAUCUUCAACAACGGUUCGUUGAACAACGUGCCGUCGUCGCAGCUGUCGCCCCCGCACUCCACCCAGCAGCCCUCCCCACAGCACUCCGCGGGGCUUCACUCGCCCCCACAGACACAGCAGCCACAGCAGCAGCAGACGCAGCCGACCCAUAGCUCACCGGUGCAUAACAACCUGCAGGCUGAUUCCGUCACCACAUCCUCCCCCUCACACGCGCAGCAAGCUACGCAGGGUGUUGGCGGGCAGCCCGCGACCGCGCAGCAGCUGCUGCACUACAUGAAGACGACAAACCAGUUGAAUGCCGCAGCACUGCAGCAGCACCUUCACAACGUCAUCGCCCGCAGCACACCCGUCAUGACCGCUCCGGCGCCGCUGCCGCCGCCGCACCUCAACAACCAAUCCCCCACAGCCUCCGCCGCCGUUACCGCGACGACCAGCCCCCAGCAUCUCGCCUCCGCCGCCGGCACGCAGACGAUGGGCUUCCUGCCAAUCUGCGGCUCGCCCGCGCACACGCUGCCCGUGCUGGCGCCCCCUGGUGUGCCGCUGGCCGGCUGCGCCAUCGCGGCGGCGUCGUCGUCGUCGUCGUUGUCGCCGCAGCACGUGGCGGCGGGGGGAGCCGGAGGAGGAGGGGUCGCCAAGCAACUGCCGCCCAACUUUGGAGUCAUGAACAACUUGCAGAACCAACCGGCGAAGAAGCGAAAGUACGAAUCACCGAACAACACGGUGAAUGAGAAGAACGCGAACAGCCUGUUGAAUGGCCUUCUACAGAACAUCAAGCAGGAACCAGGUACGCAGCCAAGCAUUGCCAUAGUGCCAGAUGUUGGCAUAUUGCCAGACAUGUCACCGCUGGGGCAGCCGUCCCCCGACACGGACGACUCGAUGUUUGACAUGUAUGACAAUGGAGACGCUGUCUAUGCGGACGGCUCCUACCAAUGCAUCAAGUUCCAACCGUUUCAGCCGCCCAAGUGGCACACGCUGUACGACGCGUCCUGCAAGGAACUCCCGGGACCGACGUAUCGCAUAGAUGCUGAUAAGGGCUUCAACUUCUCCGUAUCGGAUGAUGCCUUCGUCUGCCAGAAGAAGAACCAUUUUCAGGUGACGUCGCAUGUCGGCCUCAACGGAGACCCAAAGAUCGUGAAGACGCCCGAUGGAUACAAGAAGAUCGAUAGCUGGCAGCUUCACUUUUACGGCGUCAAGAUGAAAAGAUCGCAAAAUAUGGAUUCGAUGACGCAGACGAUUAAGGUGGAGCAGUCGCAGUCGGACAGAAGCAAACGUGCCUUCCAUCCUGUACCGUUGCAGCUGCAGCCGGGUCAGCUGUCGAAGGUCACCGUCGGCCGGCUGCACUUCAGCGAGACGACGUCGAACAACAUGCGUAAGAAGGGCAAGCCAAACCCGGACCAGCGCUUCUUCCUGCUCGUCGUCUCACUCAACUGUCACUGCGGCAGCAGCAACUACCAGAUCGUCGCGCAGGCCUCCGAGCGCAUCAUCGUCAGGGCGUCCAACCCUGGACAGUUUGAGAGUGAUGUGGACGUUAACUGGCAGAAGGGCUCCAAUCAGGAUUCCAUCUGGCAUUCGGGUCGCGUCGGGGUCAACACAGACCGGCCGGACGAGUCCCUCGUCGUCCAUGGCAACUUGAAGGUCACGGGUCAGGUCGUGCAGCCGUCGGACAUGAGAGUGAAGCGAGACAUACAGGAG